UGAAUAUGUAGAAAACGACAUACACGGUAGAAAGCUUGUUAUUAGCUCUUAUACACGUCUUGACGGUGGAAUCGGCAAGGCAUGAAAUUCCAUGCGGAGGUUUCAGGGUUUAUGCUCGCAGAGUAGAUGAAGAAAGGACUAAGGAGCGCAUCGCGACGAUGUAGUUGUCAUUAAUCCCAGAAAUUCACUAUAUUAACGUUGCUAGAAGAUUUGCAUGAUAUCGGUUCUCUGGAAGAAUUCCUUUUGUUGAUCAGUAUUUGCUCUGAAUCUCCUAAAUUCAAUUAAUGAAUGAGUUCCCCUUUCUUUUAUGCAUUCAUGCAUUGAAGCGGUGGGAUUGUUGAACUGCAUUCUCGACUUACAGGGAAAGUUGAUUUUGUUGUGUAUAAUACUUUUUGAGUUAAAGUUCAAUAGGCCAUGGCUGGAUUGGAAGAAUUAAAAAAGAAGCUUGUACCACUUUUUGAUGCUGAAAAAGGAUUCUCAUCUGGAUCAACAUUGGAUCCUUCUGACUCAUACAUGCUUUCUGAUGGGGGUACCUUGAAUUUGUUGAGUCAAUCAUACGGUGUGUACAACUUUAAUGAGCUUGGAUUGCAAAAGUGCACUUCAUGGCCAGUUGAUGAUGCUGAUCAUGGUGAAAAGACAUAUAGGUGUGCUUCACAUGAGAUGAGGGUUUUUGGAGCCAUAGGAAGUGGUGCAAGCAGUGUUGUACAGAGAGCUAUUCAUAUACCCACUCACAGAAUAAUUGCCUUGAAGAAGAUUAAUAUCUUUGAGAAGGAGAAAAGGCAACAGCUUCUUACUGAAAUAAGAACCUUGUGUGAGGCACCUUGUUAUCAAGGUCUUGUUGAAUUCUAUGGAGCAUUUUAUACUCCAGAUUCUGGGCAAAUAAGCAUAGCUCUAGAAUACAUGGACGGAGGGUCUUUAGCUGAUAUCAUAAGAUUACGUAAACGCAUACCAGAACCAAUACUAUCUUCCAUGGUUCAGAAGCUUUUACAAGGGCUUAGUUAUUUGCAUGGAGUUCGCCAUUUGGUUCACAGAGAUAUAAAGCCAGCAAAUUUACUUGUCAAUCUCAAGGGGGAGCCAAAGAUAACAGAUUUCGGUAUAAGUGCUGGUUUAGAGAACUCAAUGGCAAUGUGUGCUACCUUCGUUGGUACUGUUACAUACAUGUCACCUGAAAGAAUUCGAAAUGAAAAUUAUUCUUAUCCAGCUGACAUUUGGAGUCUUGGACUUGCACUUUUUGAAUGUGGCACGGGUGAAUUCCCAUAUUCAGCUAAUGAAGGGCCUGUUAACCUCAUGUUGCAGAUCCUUGAUGAUCCUUCUCCAACACUAUUGCGCCAUGAAUUUUCUCCAGAGUUUUGCUCAUUUGUUGAUGCUUGUCUUCAAAAAAAUCCAGAUACCAGGCCAACAGCAGAGGAGCUUCUUUCACACCCAUUCAUUACCAAGUAUGUGGAUUCUGGAGUUGACUUGGGUGCAUUUGUCAGAAGCAUUUUUGAUCCAACACAGAAGAUGAAGGAUCUGGCAGAGAUGUUCACGAUACACUACUAUUUAUUGUUCGACGGAUCAGAUGACCUUUGGCAACAUACUAGGACACUAUAUAGAGAAUCCUCCAUUUUCAGUUUUUCUGGGAAAGAAUCUGUUGGGCCAAAUGAUAUACUUACAACAUUAUCAAGUAUACGAAGUACACUGGCUGGUGAAUGGCCUCCAGAAAAGCUUGUGCAUGUUGUGGAGAAACUCCAGUGUCGUGCUUAUGGUCAAGAUGGAGUUGCGAUUCGUGUUUCGGGAUCAUUUAUUGUUGGUAACCAGUUUCUCAUAUGUGGGGAUGGUCUACAAGUUGAGGGCAUGCCGAAUUUUAAAGAUCUCUCUCUGGAUUUACCCAGCAAGAGAAUGGGGACAUUUCAGGAGCAGUUCAUGAUAGAACAGGGAAGUGCCAUUGGGCGCUACUUCAUAACCAAACAAGAGCUUCAUAUUGCUCAAUAGAGGAUGUGACAUCAUCUCGCGGUUCUUGCCCUGUUUUUCCCAAUGAAGAUUUCCCAGAUGACCAUCUGAUAUCAAUCUGUUGCUGACAAUUGUGCCAAGAAGCAAAUGUAGGUUUUGGGUUGUACUGGUUGAUAAUUACCACAUCCGUCCGCAUAAAAUAACUACUCUCUGCAUUACUAAUGUUAUUUCUCAAAUUAUGCCGUGUGUUGUUGUUGGUCCUUUUUGGGUGGGCUACAUUGUCAUGUGAUGUUUGUAUCAUUUUAUGCAAAAGGGCAUUGCCUACUUUAGUCCCAAACUCCCAAUUGUGUACAUCUUUGGUGAAGGCUAAUAAAAUCUAGUAAUUGUAGUA
Molecule: messenger RNA, 2320 nt
Organism: Ipomoea triloba (trilobed morning glory)
Lineage: Eukaryota; Viridiplantae; Streptophyta; Magnoliopsida; Solanales; Convolvulaceae
Product: mitogen-activated protein kinase kinase 3
Exons: 12
Coding region: 415-1971 (518 amino acids)
Biological process (GO): protein phosphorylation; MAPK cascade
Molecular function (GO): ATP binding; MAP kinase kinase activity
Source: RefSeq, a predicted model, not a curated record